ACUCCCCUCAUCCUAGUUUCAAUUUGAAUAAAAUCCUAAUUCUAAUCCAUGGGUUUUCAACAAGUUUAUUUGACAUUGCUAGGGCACAAUGUCAAAGUAUUCUCUGUGUAUCUUUUUGUUAUGGACCUAAUAAGUGUUUUAAGUAGUAGCAGAGAUGGUAGCCAUCUCCCUAACUUGCCAGGGUUUUGCCUAGUUAAAAUAGGGUAUAUGUUCAAAUGUUGAGGGAGAGCGUAAUUAUUAAAACAGCAUGAACAAUAAUGGAUGUUUAAAAUGUAUCUACCCAGUCCCUUUUGUUAUUGGGAAGAAUAUGCUCACGACAAAUACCCUGUGUCGGGGCUACUUGUAGUGCAUGUAAAGUAGGCACUCCUGGGGCUGAGUCCAGGCAAAGCUAUAAAGUUGAGACAGCUCACUGAUGCGUUUUUGCUGCAGCCUCAUGUCUAUAUCCUGGGGACAGUCAUUUUGUGAUGUUACUGUUCUCAUUGCCAAGUUUAUCUCAUCAUAAAAGAGGGCUUGCUUCUUAUUGGUUAAGAAAAUAUAUAAUUUGCAGUGUAGAAUGUUUUUUUUUGAUGGAAUUAUUGUUGGUGAAUAUAAGAUAAAUAUGCUUUCUUGAAACUAUAUAUGUAUAUAUGUGUGUGUAUACACACAUAUGCAUAUGCAUAAGAAAGAAAUUACUUUAAUUAAUUUUUACUACUCAUAAAAUUUUAAUUAAUUAAAUUUAAUUAAUAAUAAAAGUUAAGCACAACAAUCAAUAGAAACCCCAUAAAAUAUUCAGGAGUCAGUGUACCACUGAUGGAGGUUUUGAUGACAGAGACUACAUGAGCAUCUCAGGGAUGAGAUUAUGUGUAGAAAUCUGAACUAUUAAGUGAAAAGUUGGGCUAGAUACAUUUUAAGGCAUAUUUCAACUCAAAAAUUCUAUAAGUAUUUAAUUCCAUGCUAUGCCUAGACAAGGUGGAAAAUUUAAAAGUAAAUAAUUCUAAAAUUUAUAAAGGUUCUUUGUGCUUUUGUUAUACCACCCUUGAUUCUGAUUUCUUUAAUUUUCUUAUAUGCCCUGUAUGUAUAUGUUAGUUUCGUAUUAAUAAUACUAACAAAUACUAGCUUUUAAAUAGUUCUAUGUAUAUGUAAUAUAUGUAGUAGCAUAUAAUAAAGAGUAAUAUAUUAAAAACCCACUGCCGUCGAGUCAAUUCCAACUCAUAGUGACCCUAUAGGACAGAGUAGAACUUCCCCAUAGAGCUUCCAAGGAGCGCAUGGUGGAUUCGAACUGCCUACCUCUUGGUUAGCAGCUGUAGCACUUAACCACUACACCACCAGUGCUUCCAAAGUUAUAUAUAGAGAGAGAGAGCCCUGUUGUUGUAGUGGAAACUUUGGUGGUCUAAUGGUCGACCUUAGAAACUCUCCUUGGAAAUUCUAUGUGGCAGUUCUACUCUGUCCUGUAGGGUCGCUAUGAGUUGGAAUCUAUUCAGUGGCAAAGGGUUUGGUUUUGGAUUUCGUUGGUGUCGUGGUUGAGAGAUCGGCUGCUAAACCCUAAGGGGCAGUUCUACUCUGUCUUAUAUUGUCACUAUGAAUCUGAAUCAACUUAAUGGCAACAGGUUUUUUUCAUUUAUAUAUUUUUCACACCAGUGUUUUUCACACUUAAGCAUGCAACAAAAUCACCUGGAGGCCUGAUUUCACCCCAAAUUAUAAGUCCCAUCUCAGAGUUUUUAUUUAGGAGGUUGGCAGUAGGGCUGAAGAAUUUGCAUUCCUAAUAAGUUCCCAAAUGAUUCUGAUGUUGCUGAUUUGGGGGCCACACUUUGAGACUCACUGUUUCAUAUCACUCCCCACAGAACCACAUGAAACGUCUUUCCUCUCUCUGCUUCUUCCUAGUCAACUUGUGUUUUUUCUCCAACAGGAAUCAUGUUAUCUGAAGGAAAUCAAAGUAUCAUGCCCACGUUUAUACUGUUGGGUUUUUCAGAAUACCCAGACCUCCAGGUUCCACUCUUCCUGACUUUCUUGUCCACCUACACAGUCACCGUGGUGGGGAAUCUAGGCAUGAUAAUAAUUAUCAGGAUCAAUCCAAAACUCCACACGAUUAUGUACUUUUUCCUCAGUCACUUGUCUUUUGUGGAUUUCUGUUAUUCCACCGUAGUUACACCCAAACUGCUGGAGAACUUGAUUGUGGAAGACAGAACUAUCUCUUUCUCUAGUUGCAUCAUGCAGUUUUGUCUUGCUUGCAUAUUUGGAGUGACAGAAACAUUCAUGUUAAUGGCGAUGGCUUAUGACCGUUUUGUGGCAGUUUGUAACCCCUUGCUGUAUACCACUACUAUGUCUCAGAAGCUUUGUGUUCUGCUGGUUGCUGGGUCCUACACAUGGGGUGUAGUGUGCUCUCUGACACUCAAAUACUUUCUUCUCACAAUAACUUAUCGUGAGUCUAGCAUUAUAAACAAUUUUAUCUGUGACCACUCUGUAAUUUUUUCCAUCUCCUACUCAGACCCCUACAUCAAUCAGAUGCUGUGUUUUAUUGUUGCCAUAUUCAAUGAGGUGAGCAGCCUGAUGAUCAUCUUUACUUCCUAUGUAUUCAUUUUUAUCACUGUCAUGAAGAUGCCUUCUACAAGUGGACUCCAUAAAACCUUCUCUACCUGUGCCUCCCACCUGACUGCUGUCACCAUCUUCCAUGGGACCAUCCUUUUCCUCUACUGUAUCCCUAACCCCAAAACUUCCUGGCUCAUAGUUAAAGUGGCUUCUGUGUUUUAUGCUGUGAUGAUUCCCACAUUGAAUCCCUUAAUCUGCAGCCUUAGGAACAAGGAUGUGACGGACACAUUCAGAAAAUUAGUUAAAACAAAACUCCUUUUUCAAUCACCACGAUAUUGUUAGGUUCAGUAUUUUAUAUUCCAAAAAUAAUUUGAUUCAUUAUGCUAAAGAUUGUUCAACUCGCAUAGUAUAAUUUAUUAUUCAGAUUAUUUUACCCAGUAGCCUGUGAGUUAAUACAUCUACAGUAGUAGCAUAUGUACGAUUUUAUGAUGACUGAUGUUUCCAUACAUCAAUGUUUAGUGAAAUAGCUCUAAAGCACGUGUAAACCAAAAAUUAAAAAAAUAAAAUUCUCAACUUGUUGCAAUAUACGUGAAUUAUUUUAAAAUACUUUACCAUAUAUGGUGUAAUUUUUUAUGUGUGUUCCCGAAGUAAAUCAAAUUCCUAGU
Messenger RNA from Loxodonta africana (African savanna elephant), 3170 nucleotides. Its product is annotated as olfactory receptor 5D13-like. Bases 1891 to 2847 code for a protein of 318 amino acids. Gene Ontology annotation, molecular function: G protein-coupled receptor activity; olfactory receptor activity; odorant binding. Gene Ontology annotation, biological process: G protein-coupled receptor signaling pathway; sensory perception of smell. Lineage: Eukaryota; Metazoa; Chordata; Mammalia; Proboscidea; Elephantidae. The transcript has a single exon. The record is from RefSeq and is a predicted model, not a curated record. Gene Ontology annotation, cellular component: membrane.